Molecule: messenger RNA, 1812 nt
Organism: Saccharomyces mikatae IFO 1815
Lineage: Eukaryota; Fungi; Ascomycota; Saccharomycetes; Saccharomycetales; Saccharomycetaceae
Gene: APM2
Product: Apm2p
Exons: 1
Coding region: 1-1812 (603 amino acids)
Biological process (GO): intracellular protein transport; clathrin-dependent endocytosis
Cellular component (GO): cytoplasmic vesicle; AP-2 adaptor complex
Molecular function (GO): clathrin-cargo adaptor activity
Source: RefSeq, a predicted model, not a curated record
AUGUCGUCAAGCCUUUUCAUCCUAGAUGAGAAUCUUGAGCUACUGGUGUCUAAGAAUAUAAGGGCACUACCGAGUCUGUCAUCGGUCCUUUCAAGUUUCAAACAAUGUUAUCAUGACGAAGCGCCUCCCAUCCUUUCCCAGAACGAUUGGUUCUUCAUACACCUGAAGAGAGAUUUUUUGCAUUUCGUUUCAGUGAUACAUACUACAGACAAACCGAAUAUAGACCUGAUGACUAUACUUGCCUUUUUGGAACAGUUUUACCAUCUCUUACAAGAGUAUUUUGAAAUAAAGGUUUUAACCAAGGAUGUCAUACUAGACAACGUUUUGCUGGUCUUGGAAUUAAUGGAUGAAUGUAUAGACUUUGGUAUUGUACAAGUGACCGAUCCGAGUAUCAUCAAAGACUAUAUCCGUGUGAAAGUUAAUCUGCCUAAAAUCAAAAUAGACAAUGAAGAGUGGAGCUCUAGUGAAGAAAGUAGUAGUAGUAGUAGUAAUAGUAGCAGCAGUAGUAGUAGUAGUGAAUACAACAAUAGGAAGAAGGGGAAGAGCAAGAAAAAAAAGAAGAAGAAGAACACUAAGGGGAAGAAUAUGGGCAAGAGCAAACUGAAAAGUAUAAUGGUAAACAAUAAGGAGAAUAAGGGUAUUAACGUGGUAGAAACCGUCAAAGAGACUUUGAGAAACAAGAAUGAUACUACCAAAGCCAACGUGGAUGAAGGGCUGCCUAAUGACGGCAAUGACCUUUAUAUCAAUGGCGACAUUGCGAAGACGAUCAUAAUGCCCAUAUCGUGGAGAACAAAGGGGAUACAUUAUGCCAAAAACGAGUUCUUUCUUGACGUUAUAGAACGCGUGCAGUACUUGAUGGAUUUUGAGAAGGGCAUAAUCAGGAAAAACCUGAUACAUGGAGAAAUUGUGUGCAGGUGCUAUUUAUCAGGAAUGCCCAAACUGAAAAUAUCUAUCAACAAGAUACUAAAUAGAGAUGCUCAAUUUUUGUCGAACUCCAGCUUUCACCAAUGUGUUUCACUAGAUUCCAUAAAAACUAUCGAGAAAAGGGAAGAGAAGGAAGAUGAUGAUACUGGUUUGCAGGCAGCAGCAGACGCAAAGGAACUCGAAUUUGUACCGCCGGAUGGUGAAUUUGUUCUUUGCCAAUAUGAAUUGAAAAGACAUGUGAAGGAUGCGCCAAUGAUAAAACUGAAGGAUUUUCAGAUCAAGCCUAAAUUGAAGAAAUUUAAGAUCCAAAUUGAAACGAAAAUUCAAACAAAUUUCAAACCGACCAACUCUACAUCGAAGCUGAACGUUAAGAUACCCUUGACAAAGGUUUUCCAGGAAUACAGGAUAGAUCUCAGCAAGCAAAUUAGAUUCAAGUCCAACAUCGGCAAAGUUGUGUUUAACUUAAGCGACGAUUUUUUGCUCUGGGAGAUACAAGCCAUGAAGGGCCACCGCGAGCAUAACACAAAUAAGACCUCACAAGAUGACAACGACCCAGACGCGUGCGCUUCCAUGGUGGCAGAGUUUCCCCUUUUCAACCAAGAAGAAUAUGACCGCUUGCAAGAAGAAAAGAAAACCUCGAUGAAUCCGCCGCCGCUGCGUACAGGGCCCAGGUUGGAAGAACUAUACAGACAAGUCCACGACCAACAAAUUGCCCACGUUACUCCUCGAGAUAAAUUAGUCGCCAUCGACUUCGAGAUUCCGUACUGUACGUGCAGUGGCCUAAAAAUUGAGUACUUGAAGGUCGAAGAGCCACAGCUGCAGUACCAGUCCUUCCCCUGGGUCAGAUACAAGACUACCAGCGAUGAUGAGUACGCAUAUAUUGUGUGA